UUCAUCCCCCACUCCCCCCCGUCCGGCGCGCGGCUCCUCCGUCGACCCGCCGUAAGUAAACCUUCCGAUGGCCGCCGCCGCCGCCGCCGCCGCCUCCGCCACCGCCGCCAUCUCCGGUGCGUUACUCCCCCACGCCGUCGCAUGCCACCGCUUGCCGCCGCGGCCGCAGCUCCUCGCGGUGUCCUCCUCAUUCCGCCGCCUCUCCCUGACCGCCUCCCCUCGCCGGGCCAGCCGCCUGGUCCCUCGCGCGGACGCCAGCGCAGAAGCGGGAGAACCGGAGCCCGCCGCUGAGGCUGAGGCUGAGGCUGUUGCUGCCUCGACUGACGCUGAGGUGGAGGAGGGUGAGGCGGAGGCGGCUGUCGCGGUGGCGGAGGAAGAGCAGGAGGAAGAAGAUGAGCCUCCGCCGCCGAGCAAGCCCCCGGUUAAGUUCGGGGAGAUCAUUGGGAUUCUGAACAAACAGUUCAUUGAGGAGGCUGAAAAGGUGAAGACUUUACCAGAUCUUAGGCCUGGUGACAUCAUUGAGCUUAGAAUGCAACGGCCCAACAAGAGGAGAUUGUCGCUCUUUAAGGGCAUAAUUAUAGCAAAACACAAAUCUGGUGUUCACACCACAAUCCGUGUCAGAAGGAUUAUUGCUGGUGUCGGAGUUGAGAUUACCUUCCCUAUAUAUUCACCCAGGAUCAAGGAAAUUAAAGUAAUCAGGCACAAGAAAGUGAGAAGAGCAAAGUUAUAUUAUUUGAAGCACAAGCUUCCCCGCUUUUCAACUUUCAAGUAAAAAUUAGAUAUGCUGGCAGAAGAGCUUCUCUCACUAGCAUUGUUACUUUCUCUAGCAAAUGCUUUUUUAUUUUUUUGUUCAAACCUAUGCUUUUCACUGUAAUCACUAAAUUUCAAAUGUGUAAUAUCUACACCUUUUCUGUUUGGCAUAUAUUUUUGUCUUUCUGUGGAAAUGUACUUUCUUCGCUUUGUAUAAAGUUCCUACUAGCAUUUUGUUAUGAAUUUGUUGA
Oryza sativa Japonica Group (Japanese rice) is the source of this 1001-nucleotide messenger RNA. Its product is annotated as large ribosomal subunit protein bL19cy. NCBI's taxonomy places the organism in Eukaryota, Viridiplantae, Streptophyta, Magnoliopsida, Poales, Poaceae. Gene Ontology annotation, cellular component: ribosome. Gene Ontology annotation, biological process: translation. Gene Ontology annotation, molecular function: structural constituent of ribosome. The record is from RefSeq and is a predicted model, not a curated record.